Messenger RNA from Calidris pugnax (ruff), 4209 nucleotides. It is a transcript of the gene BPGM, whose product is annotated as bisphosphoglycerate mutase. The coding region runs from base 362 to 1141 and encodes 259 amino acids. Lineage: Eukaryota; Metazoa; Chordata; Aves; Charadriiformes; Scolopacidae. Gene Ontology annotation, molecular function: intramolecular phosphotransferase activity. Gene Ontology annotation, biological process: glycolytic process. The record is from RefSeq and is a predicted model, not a curated record. The transcript has 4 exons.
UACCUGAAUUGGUGAAGUUUGUCUUAACUGGUGAUAAAUCAGCUGAGAUUGCCCUGAGAGGAGACCGUUUUGCCUGGGAUGGUACCUGUUGGAGAAUGCCUGGGAUGCCCAGCCCUAUGCUGACGUGUAAUGAGAGGGACUCUGGAAGGAGCCACCAUCCUGAUCCUGGGAACACACAGUGGUGGAAGCGGCGCAGCCAGUUUUUGUCCAGGGGUAACUAGCCAAGAGUGUGUGGUGGCUUCAGUAUAAAGCAGUUCUUGAGUCUGUGCUGGGAUUUGUGGAGGUUGUUCCUUUGCCAUAAGAAAGAUGCAUCAUUAUUAGAUGCCAGACCAGCUGUCAUCUGUGCUACGCUGCAACCAAAAUGGCUAAGUACAGGCUUGUUCUCUUAAGACAUGGGGAAGGAGCCUGGAACAAGGAGAAUCGCUUCUGCAGCUGGGUGGACCAGAAGCUGAGCAGUGAUGGGAUAAAGGAAGCUCAGAACUGUGGCAAACACCUUAAAGCUCUGGGCUUUGAGUUUGACCUGGUCUUCACCUCCGUACUCAGCCGCUCCAUCCAGACUGCGUGGCUUAUCCUGGAAGAGAUGGGCCAAGAGUGGGUCCCCAUUCAGAGCUCCUGGCGACUGAAUGAACGUCACUAUGGGGCGCUGAUUGGUCUCAACAGAGCAGAAAUGGCUCUGAAUCAUGGGGAGGAGCAAGUGAAAAUAUGGAGGAGAAGCUACGACGUUACCCCACCUCCCAUAACUGAAUCUCAUCCUUACUAUGAAGAGAUAUACAACGAUCGCCGGUAUAAAUGCAGUGACGUCUCUCAGGAUAAUCUCCCAAAAGCUGAAAGUCUAAAAGAUGUGCUUGAUAGACUUCUUCCCUAUUGGAAUGAAAAGAUAGUGCCAGAACUGAAAAGUGGCAAAAUGAUCCUUAUCUCUGCUCACGGGAACAGCAGCAGGGCGUUGCUGAAGCACGUGGAAGGCAUCUCUGAUGAGGACAUCAUCAAUGUUACUCUCCCCACUGGUGUGCCCAUACUUCUUGAACUUGAUGAGAACCUGCACCCUCUGGGCCCACACCAGUUUCUGGGUGAUCAAGAAGCUAUCCAAGCUGCCAUUAAAAAAGUGGAAGAUCAAGGGAAAGUCAAAUCUGCUGAGAAGUAAAAUCCCACUGACACAGCUGUUUUCAAAGUGUGGCAAUAAGUGAUGAUUUAUGUAUGACUGCUAGGUUGCACUGUGUGAAAGUCUCAAUUUCAAGCACCAAAUGAUUGGAAGGGACAGUUAUUGAGUCUCAAGUUGGUAGAUUUACCCUCUGCCUUUCAAAAACUGGAAUUUAGAUUUCAGCAUGAGGUUAUGGAUAUGGAUGAAAAACGAAAUCAAGAGAUCAUUCAGGUAAUGGAAACUUGCAGGGCAGUCUGCCCCAGAUCUAGCAUUGAGAGUGGCCCAGUACAGAAAUCAAGGGAUAUGUUGUUGCUAUCUACCAAUAAUCAGUCCUAAUCUGUUAAGGGGAAAAGCACCAGCUUACUGGACUAAUUAAGUCCAGGUUGUUAUAGGCACUAAAACUUUCUCAUUGAUAAAAUGGCACCAGGUAACAGAGUUAUCCAGUAUGACUCCUCUGUGUCAAUGGCUGUGACAGUUUGUUCUGGAUGGAGUUCCUUUUGUUUUUUCAGAACACUGUCAGCUGUACAGCUCUGUCAUUUUGAGUCUUCCAAGGCCAGUUCAUGGUCUGGAGUAAAACUUAGUAGAGAUGUUCAGACUGUUACCGUAGUUGUCUUUUUAUUACACAAUAUUCCAUUUUUUAAGUAACCUAGAAGGAAUCCCUUUUCCUCCACCAUCUUUGCAAAGCCUAGCAUGACCACAUUUUGCUGGCUUGCAGUAGUAGGACUUAGUUCGUGGACUAAAUUCUGAGUUAAGCACAAAGUUUUCCUGCUCAGUGUUUUAAUUAUCACUUAGCUCUUAGUGAGUGAUCUGAAUAGCUUUCAAACACUUAAGUAACAUGUACAUGAGGUUUGAUCAUCUUGUAGUUGAGUUAUUAGAAUAAUUCCUGUUUACCUCAGUAAAAUUGGAUAUAGGAAAAUUUCCCCUCUGAGUUGCAAAGAUCUCUUGAUAAAUAUUUCCAAAUAAAUAUUACUGUGGUUUUCUCUGGGGGGCUGGGAGAGAUGCGUAAGGCACGUAGUAAGUGUACUGGGUGCAACUCAUUCAGCCAUCCUGCUGGUAGGGAAGGAUGUCCUGCCAUGCCUAAAAGUGUUUUCCUAUAAAACUCUCCUCACAAUCAUAGCCUGAUUCCUGCUGAGUGUGGCCUUGCUGUUGUGUUUGGCACUAAAUUCAAACAGUUCACACUGUGGUUGUGUGUAGUGUGGCACGUAUGGCAACUUGGUGUUCUCUUUAUGUACACAAGCAUGGAGAUAAUUCCACUUUUGAAGACUUGCUCUAAUCUUACUUGCAAAUAUGAAAUUUUUCCUUAAAUUUAGAUCUGACCCAGUGUCUUCAACACCUGAACAUCUGGAUUUUGACCUCUGCUACCAACAUGGGUGGCACUUGUGUGUGUACUGUUUGAGCUGAAUGCUUUCUCAGCAUGGCCCAGCUACAAAUUGCAGGAGAAGUUGGUAAGAAUUCCCUCAGUAUGAUGAUAGUAUAAACUUAAAAUCCUAGAGUAGCUGCUGCUUUGCAGUGAGCAGCUCUGUAGCUCAUUUCUGAAGUGUGAGAGGAUGUUUUUUACCUUUGAGGAGAGCAGUGUGGUGUGCCUUGGACAGUCUCCCUGCUGAUAGGGAUGUAGACUUUCCAAGAUCCAAUGCUGGCUCCUGUUAGUGUAGUGUGUACUCCAUAAAAGACCUCUUGCUAGGUGGUAGUUUCUCUUGCAUGAAUGAUGCUUGGGCUUCUUUUUGAUUUUGUUUUUGUUGCCCUUGCAGUAGGAACAAAGUUCCAUGUUUCUCUUUUAAACAUAAAGCUGGUAGGUUUCCUCUUGUUUUGUACAAGCAAGGGUAUUUGAGUGUUUUUCCCCUGAAACACUAUUAGUGGCUUCCCUGCUGCUCUGUUUGACACUGACUUAUUCCUUUGUGGGUUUUUAGUUUUCUGUACAUAGAGUAACCCUGAAUUUUAGUUGAUACUUCCCAGGUCAGUGUUCUGGAGUUAAAUUGUUGAUCAGCAAAUGUUCACCUGCCAAUGCCCUGAGGAGGGCCACUGGCACUCAAAUGAUUAGAUUCUUCUCCAAACAUUCAAUAAUGUGUGAAGUUCAGUAACAAGAAAAAAAAAUUACUCUUGCUUAUUAAGAAGUCAAGCAAAGCCACCUGUUGUCAGUGGGGACUUCAUGCAUCCAGGUGUGUGGGCUUCCAGGCCUUGGCUAUCAGUGUCCAUGUCCCUUUGACAUUGUGGUAUUGUAAGGUAGAACUUCUUCAGGACUUGAGAUGUAGCUGAAAUGUACUUGGAAACUAAUCUGGCCGAACUGGGUGAUAUGCUUUCUCCUCCCCUUUUCUUAGAGAAUUUGUGAUCUCUUUUUGGGAAUGGAGUGGCGAAUGGAAGGGCAGAUGAGUGAAGAUAGAGAGCAUCAGUAUUUCUUCUUGUGGGUGAAUGGCUGAAUCUGGCCUUUCAAAGAGUCAUGGACAGUAAGAAAAGAGCAGCAGUAUGAUGUUUUCAGGUGGCACUGUUUCUGCAGUGCUGCUUAAGAUGUGAAUAGUGACAGGUCCCUGGGAAGUUUGACUUCAUUGGCUUUGGUUGUGACUCCAAAGUGAUGAGAGGAUUUUAUGUGAACAUCUGGCAGCAAUACCACCUUGUGAAAGUGUCAAAUGGAACCAACUGGGGAUUUCCUUGUGCUUUUUAACAUUAUUUUAACACCUUGCAAUGCUUGCUUCUGAAUAGCCUUCUAAUUAAAUUCCUGAUUCAUAAAAUGUGUAUAUUAAAGGGAAACCAGCUUCCGUCAACAGUGGCAUAAGGAUGCCUGAUCUUUAGGCAUAGCUACAUUAGAAGGAAGAAAUGAGAAACUUGCUGGUGGCUUUAAAAAUCAUUGGUUGGAAAACACUUUCACCAUGUUUAAGUGUGCCUCAAAGUCCUAUAAGAUAACCAGUGUUUCUACAGUUGACAUUAUGGAUGUGGUUGAUUUGGUUUGGUUUUAUGCAUUUUUUAACUUGUGGCCCGGUAGCAAUAAUAAUUCUAGAAUCUGUUUGAAAACCUUUGUAAAUAUGGUGGAGCUGGCAGGUUCUUUAUAACUCAAUAAAUUCACCUGAAAUAAAUUUUAA